AUGAUCGGCCAGAACGUUGCUCGUGCUUCUCAAAGCGGCCUCCGCACUGCCACUCUCCUUGGCCGACGAACCAUGGUCACCCAACAGGAGCGAUGGACUCUCGAGACGGCCCGCAAUGCUGGCUCUUACAUUGACGGCCCUAACAAGGUUCAGCUCAGUCACGUCGUCCCCAACAUCGAGGCCAGCUGGAAGUCUCUUUCCAAGGAGGAGCAGUACGGUGUUUUCCGUCAGUUGGAAGAGCUCCAGAGGAAAGACUGGAAGGAGCUUAGCAUUAACGAGAAGAAGGCUGCUUACUUUGUUUCCUUCGGUCCUCACGGUCCGCGCAAGCCCAUCACUGCCUCCGGUCAGGGUGCCAAGACCUUCGCUGGCGUUGUUGCCCUCCUCGGUGUUACGACUGUUGUCUACUACCUCAUGCGCGCCAACGGUGGUGCUCCCGUCAAGACCAUGACCAAGGAGUGGCAAGAGGCUUCCAACCGGAUCGCUAUCGAACAGAAGCAGAACCCCAUCACCGGUAUCUCGAGCGAAAACUACCAGGGCAAGGGUCACGUUCAGUCCGCAUAG
Ustilago hordei is the source of this 561-nucleotide messenger RNA. RefSeq names its product putative cytochrome-c oxidase chain V precursor. The transcript is spliced from 3 exons. Lineage: Eukaryota; Fungi; Basidiomycota; Ustilaginomycetes; Ustilaginales; Ustilaginaceae. The coding region runs from base 1 to 561 and encodes 186 amino acids. The record is from RefSeq and is a predicted model, not a curated record. Gene Ontology annotation, biological process: mitochondrial electron transport, cytochrome c to oxygen.